Molecule: messenger RNA, 1874 nt
Organism: Gracilinanus agilis (Agile Gracile Mouse Opossum)
Lineage: Eukaryota; Metazoa; Chordata; Mammalia; Didelphimorphia; Didelphidae
Gene: CITED2
Product: Cbp/p300 interacting transactivator with Glu/Asp rich carboxy-terminal domain 2
Exons: 2
Coding region: 245-985 (246 amino acids)
Biological process (GO): sex determination; left/right pattern formation; regulation of DNA-templated transcription
Cellular component (GO): nucleus
Source: RefSeq, a predicted model, not a curated record
UGCUGAUGAGCCUCGCUGAGGAGUAAGGGGAAGGCAAGGGGGAAAUAAAAAGAGAAAGGGGCUUGGGUCUUCAGGCGCAGCAACAGCUACAGCAGCAGCCACAAGACGACAGUAAUAAUACCACGUAACCAACCUCAGAAGAAACCAGGAAAAUACUCUAUAUGCAGCUGGGCGGAUUUUAAACUGAGCGAUUUUACCAACAACCUUGCGAGCAGAAAGAGCAAAGACCGGAGAAGGGUUGGAAAUGGCUGACCACAUGAUGGCCAUGAACCACGGGCGCUUCCCCGAUGGCACCAACGGGCUGCAUCACCACCCUGCUCACCGGAUGGGAAUGGGUCAGUUUCCAAGCCCCCAUCACCACCACCAGCAACAACAACAACACGCCUUCAAUGCCUUAAUGGGCGAGCAUAUACACUAUGGCGCUGGGAAUAUGAAUGCCACUAGCGGGAUCAGACAUGCGAUGGGGCCAGGGACUGUGAAUGGAGGGCACCCCCCCAGCACCAUGCCCCCCACGGCCAGAUUUAACAACUCCCAGUUCAUGGGGCCCCCAGUCGCCAGCCAGGGAGGCUCCUUACCGGCCAGCAUGCAGCUGCAGAAGCUAAACAACCAGUAUUUCAACCAUCACCCUUAUCCCCACAACCACUAUAUGCCGGAUUUGCACCCUGCAAGCCACCAGAUGAACGGGACGAACCAGCAUUUCAGAGAUUGCAACCCAAAGCACAGCAGUAGCAGCGGCAACAGCGGCGGUAGCAGCAGCAACAGCAGCAGCAACAUGCCUUCCUCGGUUCCCCACGUCCCCGCUGCGAUGCUGCCUCCCAAUGUCAUAGACACUGACUUCAUAGACGAGGAAGUGCUCAUGUCCUUAGUGAUAGAAAUGGGUUUGGACCGCAUCAAGGAGCUGCCUGAACUCUGGCUGGGACAAAACGAGUUUGAUUUUAUGACGGACUUCGUGUGCAAACAGCAGCCUAGCAGAGUGAGCUGCUGACUUAAUUUAAGCAACAACAACCACCACCACAACCACCACCACAACCACAACAACAAAAGAAAACAGAUCCCGACUUUUUCGGUGUGAAUUAAAGACAUUCCCUUAGACACAGUAUCUCUCUUUUCAGAUCUUGAACGGUUUGAGAACUUGGAAAACAGAGUAAACUAUAAAACUUGUACAAAUUGGUUUAAAAGAAAAUUGCUGCCACUUUUUGUUAUUUGUUUUUCUGUUUUUGUUUUUUUUUUGUAGCCUUGACAUUCACCUCCCUUAUGUAGUAGUAAUAUCUAGCUAACUCGGUCUCUUUUCUGUUUUUUCUCCUUAUUUCCUCACUUAAUUUCUACAGUGUUCAACUGUUAGAUAUUAAUCUUGGCAAACUGCUUAAUCUUGUGGAUUUUGUAGAUGGUUUCAAAUGACUGAACUGCAUUCAAAUUAUGAGUGGAAGGAAAAAUUGCAUUAGUUGGUUGCAUGAACUUUGAAGGGCAGAUAUUACUGCACAAACGCUGCCAUCUCGCUUCAUUUUUAACUAUGCAUUGGAGUACAGACUAAUUUUAAAAAUAUGCUAAACUGGAAGUUUAAACAGAUGUGGGCCAAACCAUUCUGGAUCAGGAAAAGUAAUACUGUUACUUUAAAGUCUGCUACCCAUCCCCCUCCCCCAUAUGUACAGACAAUAAUAUGGUGUGGAAUGUAGUCAGUGGCAACAUUUCACAGAUUUUUAUUUUGUUUCUGUCUUCAACAUUUUUGACACUGUGCUAAUAGUUUAUUCAGUACAUGAAAAAGAUACUACUGUGUUGAAAGCUUUUUAGGAAAUUUUGACAGUAUUUUUGUACAAAACAUUUUUUUGAAAAAAUACUUGUUAAUUUAUUCUAUUUUAAUUUGCCAAUGUCAAUAA